This is a messenger RNA of Schistosoma turkestanicum, 297 nucleotides long. The record is from the annotation of a GenBank genome assembly. Lineage: Eukaryota; Metazoa; Platyhelminthes; Trematoda; Strigeidida; Schistosomatidae.
AUGAAUAUUGGAAAAUCUUGUAAAACCGGUCUAGGCAUUACUGAACAAGGUUUCUUGUAUGAAGCAGCAGCACAGUUGAUCGCUGCUGGUGGAAUUCUUCAACCGCCUGAUCAUUUAACUACAAAUGGUGGUGGUGGUGGUGGGGUAGAUCGUGUCGGUGAAUUAUUUCGUGUUCUUCUGACACCUGUUAUGAUUCAAUAUGAUCAAUUUGUAACAAAAUUUGUUACGGAACAAAAUCCGAAAUUAGCUGAAAUUCGUGGAGUUUUAGUGAAACAAGUCACUGAUUUGAUUACGUAA